GAGAUUAGACGUGGCUUGCUCAGAUGACGUUGUAAAAAAGCGUUAGAUAAAUAGUGUUUGAUAAAGUUAAGAUCACUUAAGACAUGUCUAUAUGUUAACAUUUUUUUUUUAUUAUUUAAUAUAAUUUUAGUGUAUUUCCUCUUAAUUAAGCAGAACCCUUCGGAGAUAGCGCUAAGGAUAACCUGGCAGCCCAAUUCUAAUUGCAAUUUUAAUCGAUAUAUUCAACAUUUGUUAUAAGAAUGGGUCCUCAGAUGUUUGAUUAAAUUUUUUUAUAUAUAUUUAAUUUUAUUUUUAGCAGGUUAGCGGUGUGGGUUAGCAUCAGCUUUAGCAUUUACAUACUAAACAAGUGAGCUUUAACAAGAUAACUCAAUUUAGGCUGUUACUUGCAGAUAUUAGCUGAUAUUAGCCGGCGUGCUAACACGAAGGGCAUCAGGAGGAUUUUACACCUAAAGCAUUUACUCAUUUGUUUACAAUUAAAUAUAUUAUAAAACAUCGUGGGAAAGUAACAAAUACACUGACCGCAAGAGCUGUUUUUGAGGAGGAAUCGACUAACCCAGGUUUAAAAGUAAUGUCUCUGAUAACUCGAGACUGGUCCCAAUCAUGUUGCUGACGUGCUCAUACUUAACCAGCUUUGGAGACAGCAACGAACACCGAUUUGGUCGUUAUUUGGGAGUUUUGUCGCAGACCUUGAAAAUCUGUCAGUGACAGCAACAUCCAGCCACACAUGACACAUCCUGUAGUGAGCCUUACAGAUCCUUCCCAGCACUCUUGAGGCAGGGAUCUGUUGACAGUUGGGUGUGACCAGCGGCCUGGCUCCUCCUCCUCCCGGCGGCAGCGUGCGCUCUCAGCCGCCCCCUUGCUCCCCCUGCUCGCCAGGCCUUUGUGCCCGAGCCCAUGCUCCCAGCUCCUCGCGGCCCUCUAACGCCAUGUGUGUCCCGCACACUAUGGAGGCGGGCAAGCACAGCGCCAGCCAGGGUCAGGGCGGCCGUGGUGGGGUUCCUUUGGAGCCGUUCGUUCACCAGGUGGGCGGCCACACUAGCAUGAUGCGUUAUGAUGACCAUACUGUCUGCAAGCCACUCAUCACCCGGGAGCAGCGAUUUUAUGAAUCCUUGCCACCUGAAAUGAAAGAAUUUACCCCAGAGUACAAAGGUGUGGUGCUGGUGUGUUUUGAGGGUGAUUCGGAUGGCUACAUCAAUCUGGUGGCAUAUCCGUAUGAAGAAAGCGAGGGACUGGACCACGAGGAUCUGUCCGAGCGAGAUCAACCUCGCCGAAAACACUCACGUCGCAGCCUACACCGCUCCAGCAGUGAGCACAAAGAUGACAGACCGCCUCAUGACAGCGACAGCAAUGAUAAUUUGCAGGAGUUGAAGAGUCCUCGUCUGGAGCUACAGAUCCAUUCAGAUGUUCCUUUUCAAAUGAUUGAUGGAAAUAGCGGCCUAAGCUCAGAAAAGAUAAGCCACAACCCCUGGAGUCUGCGCUGCCACAAACAACAGCUCAGCCGCAUGCGCUCUGAGUCCAAAGACAGGAAACUUUACAAAUUUCUGCUGCUUGAAAAUGUGGUCCAUCACUUCAGCUACCCCUGUAUCCUGGACCUGAAGAUGGGCACCCGGCAACAUGGUGAUGAUGCAUCAGAGGAGAAAGCUGCACGUCAAAUGAAGAAAUGCGAACAAAGCACUUCUGCCACACUAGGAGUGCGUGUGUGCGGCAUGCAGGUGUACCAAAUGGACACAGGUCAUUACUUAUGCAGAAACAAAUACUAUGGCCGCAGCCUUUCUAUUGAAGGAUUUCAACUUGCUCUCUUUCAGUUCAUGCACAAUGGUUCACAGCUGCGCAAAGACCUUUUUGAGCCCAUGCUGAGUAAACUAUGCACCCUGAAGACUGUCCUGGAGCGCCAAGCUUCAUAUCGCUUUUACUCCAGCUCUUUACUCAUCAUAUAUGAGGGUAAAGAACCUGAGUCUGUCGACAUGUGGCUAAAAUCUACAGAACCUCCCUUGGACAAGGAAAGUCAGGCUGUACCACGUCAGUCUUUGGAGAGCCCUCCUGCUUCAGAAUCUUAUACCCAUCCUCAGGUGCGGAGUGUAGAUGUGCGUAUGAUAGACUUCGCCCACAGUACUUUUAAGGGUUUCCGUGAUGACCAAACCGUCCAUGACGGACCUGACAGAGGCUAUGUGUUUGGACUGGAAAGCCUCAUCAACAUUCUGCAAGAAAUUAGAGAGGAGAACCAGUAGCUGAAAUCAUUUGUUUGUGUGCCACUCAUUGUACAGGAAGCCGUUUAGACUGUUAGGGUCACACAGACAUUUGUAAAAAAAAAAUCACUAGCGUUUUUCAGCAUUUGAAGCAUGAGGGUUUCAUACACAUAGACAAUGGUGGUGACCUUUACAGAAGUUUUUGAUUUGCCCCCAAGCUAUUAAACAGAAAUGUCUCCCACACUCACAUACUCGCAUACACACCCAUAUGCAGGACGUAGGAUUGCUGUUAUUAACAUGUAUUCAUUGCCACCAUGUGGCCAAAUGAAGUUCUGCAGUCAUGUAACAUUACAAACAGGGAAAUGCUCAGGGCUUUAGGGUGAGUGUAUAUGUACACACAACACACACACACACACACACACACACACACACACACACACACACACACACACACACACACACACACACACACACAUAAUGUGUGUGUACAGAGAUUCCUUUAAUUUUUGCUUAAAGAAAAUUAAGUCUAUUUUUAGGAUCAUUACAAUUUUUUGCAUUACACUUGAAUUAAGUGCUGAAAGUCAUUCCAGAAACAAAAGAUGUUAUAAAAUUAGAGUAAUUCAUACAAAUUAUAUAUGCAUAAAAUUGUAAUUUACCAUUAAAUAAUCUAUCUUUUAAGCAGUAAUGUAACGUGCAUAAUGUUUUUAAACUGAAAAUGUACUUUAUUUUUUAUUCUAAAAGUCACAUUGCAAAAGUAUCUUGAUGCUUCUAAAAAUAGGCUUAAUGUAUACACACACACACAUAAUUAUAAUAUAUAUUUAUAUAAUUUUGCUUUUUUGAAAUAUGACCCAAACCUGUCCAUGACACUUCAUGAGAUUCACCAUUUUUGGGGUGAUUGUGAGUUUGGAGGCUGUUUAAACAAUGACCUCAAUGCAGUAUUUCAGGUAUUUUAAAGGGAAUAAUUUAACAGGUUAAAGCUUUACUUUCAGAUUUUGGGGUCAUUUAAAGGGGUUUUUGAAUCCCUGGUCUCUGAUGACAAAAUGAUAAUUCCUGCCGUAUGGCAGUAGCAGAUACUUUUACAGCUAAGCUGUGUGAAAAUACCAUUUAUAACAGGUCAAACAUUCUGUUUUUGUUUUGUUGUUAUCUUACUCCUUUAGAUCAUCUGUUACAUUUACUGUUCUUAUGCUAAUAAUAUUUUUUCAUGGCCUCUUUUAUAAAGUCUUUCCCAUGAUUCAGCAGUUUUAGAAAUAUGGUGGGUUAGUUUAUUUUUAAUAAUUAGGUUACCCUUGUGUAUCCCGCUUUAUUUUGUCUUAAACAUAGUUACAAUUAUAGAGCAACAAUUAUCAUCUGUAUAUAUUACUAUAAGCCCAUUUAUAGAGCGUUAUUUAAUUUUUGUAUGUUUUUGGUUUAUUAAGUAAGUUAUGUUAAUAUAUAAUGACAUUUAAUUCACCAUUAGCAAAUGGCACCUGUGUAGGCCAAACAUUUAUUGCAGUGUGGCAUCAUCCUUUAAAAAUAUCUGGCUGCAGUUGUCAGAAUAUAAAAACUGCAUUCAGUUGUCUUGUUUUGUAUCCAUUGACUUGUGCAUUCAUCAAAUAUAGUGUAUAAGUAAGAAAUCAACAGGACAAAUUAUGUCAUCUGUAUCUUGAUGUGUCUGUAUUUACUGUAAAUGUGUCGAUAGCCAUGGUUACGCAGAAGCUUUUGCUUCUUGCUUUCACAUAGUUUUGUUUUGCCCAGAUGUUUACCAUAAUCAUAGCCUUUACAUGUAGUAUAUCUGAGUUUAUUUUAUGUGAUUCAUUACUUAUCAAAAUUAUCACAGGACAUAAUUUCAGUAAAUACUGGAGAGACAUGUUGACAAGGUGAUGUACAAAUGGCACAUGUUUAAUAACUUUACGAACCCAUAAUUCCUUACAUACCGGCAUUACGUAUGAAAGUGUAGCUGUUUGUUUAACUGCACCUUUUGUUUUGCAAGAAAGAACUCAUGGUCUCAUGGUAUUUUACCAGGAUAUGGAUGAAGCCAUCAGUGUUCUUUGUCUAUCUUAGAUUUGACAGAACCAGUAGAGAAAUCAAACAUGUAUAUUAUUAGCCUUCAUCUUGAAAUUAUCUUCUUUAUUGUGUUGCAUGGAUGGAUAUUUUUUUAAGAAAUAUGAAAACUUUAAAUGUGAACUAUAUGUUCGUUAUAUAAAUAAAAGCAAUCUGUUA
Molecule: messenger RNA, 4385 nt
Organism: Paramisgurnus dabryanus
Lineage: Eukaryota; Metazoa; Chordata; Actinopteri; Cypriniformes; Cobitidae
Gene: ip6k1
Product: inositol hexakisphosphate kinase 1
Biological process (GO): phosphatidylinositol phosphate biosynthetic process; inositol phosphate biosynthetic process
Cellular component (GO): cytoplasm; nucleus
Molecular function (GO): inositol hexakisphosphate kinase activity
Source: RefSeq, a predicted model, not a curated record